Durotheca rogersii is the source of this 1253-nucleotide messenger RNA. RefSeq lists its product as uncharacterized. The record is from RefSeq and is a predicted model, not a curated record. Gene Ontology annotation, molecular function: transmembrane transporter activity. Gene Ontology annotation, cellular component: membrane. Bases 324 to 1154 code for a protein of 276 amino acids. Lineage: Eukaryota; Fungi; Ascomycota; Sordariomycetes; Xylariales; Xylariaceae. The transcript is spliced from 7 exons.
CGAACCCACUUCGCUCUUCGUGUGCUGCUAUACCCGCUUCAGGACCGCCGGACCUCCAAAUGUUACCUAUCUUUCACUACUCAUCUUCGAGCAUCGUUCCGAGGAUUGAAUACCAUAUUGACACUCCCCGUUUACUGUCUCUUGUUAUUAAAACAUAUUUCGGGGCGCGCGGGAGUUGUCGGACUAUUGUGCGCAUCUUUUAGUCGGGGUGUAGCCGUUGCUAUUGUCAUUCUCUGCCCGUCUUGCCCUUGGGCUGAGCUAUCUUAACUCUGGACCGGCCCACCGCUACACCGUCCGCCCGCCCAGCUAUCUCGUCGCCCAGCAUGAGCUCGCGAGAACCGCCUGUCGAUCCCCACGCCUACGUAGAGCUCGCAGUCGUGGAACGCGAGGCCGCCGAGGAGCAGACCGGAAGACCUGAAGCCCCCGAAGAGCAGACGGCGAGGCCGGAGGAUCCUGAAAACGGAGACCCGGCUACGACACCUCAAUGCCCCGGCCUUCCAAGCCCUGGCGGUGUGCCGGGUCCUCCACCAAACCCGGGGCCCGCAGCAGCACCAACUCUCGCGCCGGGGCUACCACUCCCCCCUGCUUUCGUAAACCAGGCCGAUUUUAUGGCUCGCCAAGAAAGGAUUCUCAAGAGGCUGGAUGCUUCACUUAUGCCGUUCCUUUCCGUUGUGUACAUCUGCAUGCAGUUGGACCGUAUACUUUUCGCACUCCACAAGCCGAGUUUCACCCGGGAGCUAGGCCUCACCGAAGAUCAGUACAAGUACACUGCGAUAGCCCAGGAAACCGGCCUCGCCGUGUUGCAAGUCCCGUCGGCGCUUCUUACGAAUCACCUCAACCGUCCGAAGAUCUUUCUGUGCUUUGCCCUGGCGGCUUGGUCAGCAGUCCAGCUAUGUUCGCCGUUUGUUAUCAAUUUUGUUGGCCUCAUCAUCUGUCGCUCGAUGAUCGGCAUCCUGGAAUCGGCAUUAUGCCCGGCAACUUUCCACUUCAUGACCUCGUUUGGUUGUGUUACUCGUCCCUGCCCGGCUUCCCUCGAUCGACCGACUAGCUUUCGGACGAGGAGCGUCAGAUCGUAUUGUACCGGCUAUCGAAUGACUACGGCUGGUCUCGCUUUAACGACUACGAAAAAAAGGAUGACGCUAUUCAAGGGCUGAUAUCAGCCUUGUUAGACUACAAAAUAUGGAUUCUGGUGCUCUACGUAGUCGCAGCCAUCGCGGGCAAUUUAUGCGUCAGAAACGGCCGAAGGAGAGCUG